This is a messenger RNA of Acanthopagrus latus (yellowfin seabream), 3589 nucleotides long. RefSeq lists its product as uncharacterized. Gene Ontology annotation, cellular component: membrane. Gene Ontology annotation, molecular function: G protein-coupled receptor activity. The record is from RefSeq and is a predicted model, not a curated record. Gene Ontology annotation, biological process: G protein-coupled receptor signaling pathway. NCBI's taxonomy places the organism in Eukaryota, Metazoa, Chordata, Actinopteri, Spariformes, Sparidae. The transcript is spliced from 2 exons. Bases 161 to 1219 code for a protein of 352 amino acids.
GAGUCAGUCUUCAGUGAGGCAGCAGUGAGGGAGGACCAUGCGGCUGACGGGUUCUCUCUCCCACCAGCUCCACCGUCACCUUCACCUUCAUCUUCAUCUUCAUCUUCAUCUUCACCAGCGCCCCGUAAACCCCACCGCGCCCAGCUGAGGAGGAACGACUAUGUCCGGGAACAACACCACGUCCUCGCCGGCGGCGGAGACGAGGGACUACACCUGCGUGCGCUUCUACGUCUCCACCGUGUCCUUCUCGGUGCUGCUCUUCUUCAACCUCAUCAUCAACUCCACCAUCGUCCGCGUGGAGCACCUCCGGCGCCACGCGCGCUUCGUGCUCGUCUUCCACCUGCUGCUGUCCGCCCUGGUCUACCUGGGCACGAGCAGCGUCUUCUACCACCAGAUCCACCAGGGCGCGCGGCCGGAGCGCGCCGCCUGCUUCGCCAUGAUCACCGUCUUGAUCUGCAGCGGCUCCAACAUCCUCCUGACGCUCACGGUGAUGGCGCUGGACCGCUACUGCGCCGUGUGCCACCCGAUGCGCUACACGGCGUGCUGCGCGGCGGGGCACUGGCCCUGGCUGCUGGGCGUGCUCACCUGGCUGGUGGCGCUGGGCAUCCCGCUCAGCCUGCUGCUCCAGACCAGAUGGGACGACUAUCACGGCGAGUGCGGCCGGGAGCAGCUGAGGAAAGGCGAGCUGCAGAAGGUGCUGUUCAUCGGCGUGUGCACGCUGCUCAUCCUGUACAGCUACGUGAGGAUCCUGGUGGAGGGCCGCCGGUUGGGGGUGCUGAACCGGCGCAACCGGGCCGGCUGCAGGACGAUCGCCCUGCACGGCAGCCAGCUCGCGGUGUUCCUCCUCCCGAACUUUGUGAACUUCGUGCUGACGAUGUUGUACAAACGGGAGCUCGUCCAGCAGGGGACCAAGGAGCUCUCGGCCGUGGUCAUCUUCGCCUUCUUCAGCCUGGCGCAGUGCGUCGCGCCGGUCGUGUACGGCCUGCGUAAAGAGGAGCUCCUGGAGGAGCUGAGCCACAGGUUCCCCUGCUGCUCCCGGUACUUUAAGAGUGUCCUCGGCUGGACUGUGCACGUCAGCUGGACACAAACCAGCAACCGAACGCGGGAGCGAACGCUGACAGCCCAGACCAUCAUCUCCCUGGAGGUCCCGCAUGUCCCAGAGGAGGAAACCAGCCCGAUGUCGGUCAUGAAUUCCACACAUGACUCGGACUCGUGUUAAGGCGAUACGGACAGUGCCUGAUGGAGGGGGGGGGAACCAGGUCAUGAUCCCGACAGCCACAGGAACGUUUGGAUAAUACGUGAGCUGAUGUUCUCGGCUCCGGCCUCCAGGGAACUGAACUGAACUUAGACUAAAAGGAACUGCCUUGGACAUAAUGAUCCAGAUCUUUAAGGUUUCCUUCCUCACCGGACCUGGACGUGCAUCAUUGUCGGGACUUCAGCGUGUUUUUAUUUUGCUCUCUUUUUGAACUCCUGUCAGGCGGGAGCUGCUCAGUGACAGUGCGGUCUGGAAAGAAGUGGGGCAGUCCUCUAAACGUACGUGUUCCUUGGCUGGCCCUGGGAUUUUAAAACCUCAAUUCUUCAAGCACAAGGCCGCUCCUCUAACCUCCCGCUAACAAACCCUGCAUCAUUUUGGGAUUAAAAUGACUUGGAUGGAGGAUAUAUUUUAAUAUACCGUCUGGAGAAUGUUGUGUCCAUGUGUUUCUUAACCUUGUGGAUAUUAAAAAUUGUGAGAUGAACAGUCUAGCGCCGGCUGAAUGUGUCCAGCAACUUUGGAAUUAAGAGUGGGAAGGUCACACAGUUGGGCAUUUCGUCAUCAAGUGAGCAUUAGCGAGCUCUCAUGAUAAAAAGCACAUAUAUUGGUGAUCUUGUACUGGGGAUCACUUGGUAUAAGAUCAUACAAGCUAAAGGCGGCUGUUGAUUUAGCUCAAAGAAGCGGGAAACGGCUAGCCCAACUAUUAAAACAAAGAAAACAUACAAAUUGUGGAAGCCAUGUUACAGCGAGCAAACGACGUGUGUAAUGUGUUCAUUGGCGAGCUUUACAAUUGCUGGUAGGCAGAUGUUGUUAUGUUUAGAAAAGCAGGGCUAGCUUUUUCCUCAUUUCCUGUCUUUACGCUAAGCUAAUCAUUUUCCGGCUUUAGCCUGGCACUAAAGGGACACUUAAAAGCCUAAAAGCUUCUUUUUUUUAUGACGCAAGGCUAACAGGAUGGGCUGAUACACCUGAAUGACCCUUGACUUUCUCCGAGCCUGCUCUCUCAAUAUUUACCUUUACUAAAAGAAAAAAAAAAAAAAAGGAAUAAUAUAAUAACUGGGGAGCGUCCACAUGCAGGUGCAACCGUGGCUCGCUUUGCCGCUCAGCUCGUCGGCCGGUUUUUAGUCAGAGGCCCGGCUCGUGAAUUCCGGGGAAAUUCUCAACACUUCAACCGCAGGGCUCGUGAAGCACUGGCACAGCCCUCACCGUCACUCAGUCUCGCACCCACAGCGCAGUCAUGUCUGUUUUAUAUCUGCAAGCAGGAAGAGGUUCCUGUUUGUGCUUGACAGCGACUCUUAUACAGCUGGCAGAGCAUUUACAGUUUCUGCUGUGGAUGCCGUGAAAGCCAAGCUGUAGGCCGCUUCGAAUACAGCAGAAAUAGGAAGUAGGUUUGGCGGGCAAAAUAUUGCAUUACUUUUUGCUGAGCUUCAAUAUUUGAUUUUUUUUUUGUUGUCGUUUUUUAAGGGUUAGGAAGGAAGAAACCAGAAAGGGGUAGUGUAGUCUGGCUUGUUACAGGAAAAAUUCAUUAAUCUGAGAGCAACGUACUUCAAGAGGAGGCAACAGCUGUACUUCAGACAGACAAAUGAAUAGAUACUUUAUUCUUUAAUCCCUAUGAGUAAGUGCGUUGCUAAAACAAAAAGCUCAAAAGUACAUUUGCACAACACCGCCACUCCGCCAGAACAGUCGAGACAGUCGUCUGGCACCUGCAGACGCAUUUUUUUUAGAUCACUAAUAGCAACGAGAUUACGGUCUGAAAACAGCAGCACUGGUUGGUCGCACAACAAGCUAGCAGGAAGGCGAGAAUGUGCAGAUCUAAUUCAAGUUUUAUUUAACAGCACAUCAAGAAAAGUUACUCAAAAAUCAGGUAUGCAGACGGAUGGUUAACUUUCUACAAUUACAGUUAAUGGUGCCUGCAACCCUCAGCAGAGAAAAUACACAGUUGCACUUUGGAAGUUAAUGUGACGGCACGUUUAAAAAACAAAAAAAAACAUGUUAAAGCUCUCUGUUUGACUCAAGUCUCAACAGGAGCUUCGAACAGCAUCCAUGGACCGGUUUCUAAGGCAACGGCUUUUUUGCUCCUGAAGUUAAUAUUUUUUUUGUGAAAAGCACCGAUUGAGCUUAAUACACAUGCAGAAAGGCGUCAAAGUACAUCAACACCACACCGUUAUAUACAUUUGAUCACAAUGUAGAUACACGGACAAACUAGAGUGCCAUUUAAAGUUCAUUUAUGUGUAGAUCGCUUUCUUAACGGAUCAGUUCAAAGCUUCCGCUGUUUACUGGCCCUACUAUCUCAAAGUUGCAUUAUUUGUUUUUCAAAAGGAAAAAAAAAACAAAAACAAA